Molecule: messenger RNA, 1090 nt
Organism: Filobasidium floriforme
Lineage: Eukaryota; Fungi; Basidiomycota; Tremellomycetes; Filobasidiales; Filobasidiaceae
Product: HIT-like protein
Exons: 5
Coding region: 307-948 (213 amino acids)
Biological process (GO): nucleotide metabolic process
Molecular function (GO): catalytic activity
Source: RefSeq, a predicted model, not a curated record
CGAAUCCGCCGCAACUUGCAACAUGCACCCUUUGUUGGUAAGUCGUAACUUGACGCGUCCGUGACUCGACGAUUCCUAAUGACGUGUCAAAGAGAAAUCAUGUGCAAGCCCUGUGGCGUGAUUUACUUCCGAUCGAUCUGGAUCGGGGGAAGCCGGAUGUAAUUUGACGGGGAGUGUGGGGGGUGGUCUUACGAAUACUCAACAUGGACGUUUACAUUUUGCGACACUUUCACAUUAUUGUCGCCAACCUCUUGCUCCUCUACUGCAUCUGAUCCUGAUACUCGAAGCUCUCGAACUGCCCCUAUCAUGACAUCCUUUGUCCUCCGAUCGGUACAAGACCGCCCCUCCUCAUACCCCGCUCGGGACGAGAACUGCACAUUUUGCCGGAUCGUCGCCGAAAAGAGCGGAGCGUACGUCGUUUACGAGGACGAGGAUUGUAUGGCCUUUCUAGACAUCUAUCCGAUGAGACCCGGGCAUACGCUCCUCAUACCCAAAACUCACGUGGUGCGGCUCGCCGACUUGGAUCCAACGAGCGCAGGCAAGAUGGGAAUGGCUUUACCCAAGGUGGUGAACGCCGUAUGCGAGGCGACAGGGAAUCCCGAUCUGAACGUCGUCUGUAAUCAGGGAUACGCGCAGGCGGUACACCAUGUUCACUGGCACCUCAUCCCAGCACCCACGUUCAGCUCGAUCCCCAAACCCGACCCGAAACCACGAACAUCCAAUACCACAUCCAGCUCGGAUCCCGUAGGCGAACUCCCCGUGAACAAACUAUCGGUGUCCUCGCCAUCACGGAAAAAGAAGAACAACAACAAGUCGUAUGAACACAAACCCGCCGGAUCUUCCCCGCCGAGUCAUCAAUACAUGUUGAGGGGCGAGAUGGCUUAUCGCGAUUUCCUGGACGAUGACGAGGCGGAGGGCUUGGUCAGGGAGAUCAAGAGUCGGCUGUGAGCCCGUGCAACAGGUGGAAUUGUAUAAAGUUUGGUCCUUCGAAUCAAGAUUGAUCAAAAGUCCGCGGUGUUUUGUAUAAUGAAAAGUUGGUAAAGUCGGGAAUGUAAUUUGGAUACAUAAUAGCAAAUGGACAGCGACGCAC